Messenger RNA from Macroventuria anomochaeta, 2830 nucleotides. RefSeq lists its product as uncharacterized. The coding region runs from base 420 to 2486 and encodes 688 amino acids. The record is from RefSeq and is a predicted model, not a curated record. Gene Ontology annotation, molecular function: sucrose:proton symporter activity. Lineage: Eukaryota; Fungi; Ascomycota; Dothideomycetes; Pleosporales; Didymellaceae. The transcript has 2 exons. Gene Ontology annotation, cellular component: membrane.
CUUGAAGCUUCUGGCUACACCUAACCUUCACCGCCCUUCCGGCUCUUAAUAGACCGCCACCCCGCAAAAACCUUCCGUUUCGUGCUGCAUUGCUCGCUGCGCUGCUUUUUCGCUUUCCCGAGUCCUGUGUUUUCUGGCACGGGCAACAGGUGUUGACGGCUAUACACCGAAGUACGUGCGCAGAGGACCCUUGCCCUCAACGGGUCGACCAGUGGCACAUUUCCGGUGACUUCAUAGGCAGGAUCUGCCACGCCUAAACCUGUAGUGCACCUACCCUGGAACUUUCAAACAGUCUGUUUAUCUUCUGCACUCCUCUCGAGAGGCAGCGACAUCGCGUUUGACCGCCACUCCCGUAGCCGUCUGUCUGUAUCGCCGGCGCAGACUGCAUCUCAAGUGCAGUUCUCACCACGACCGCCAGCAUGCCGUCCUCUUCUCGCGCCCGUCGCGACGACGACACUAUCUCAGAGGCGAGUUCCAUCUCCUCGAGAAGAUCCGUGCCUCAGCCUCCACCAAUCGACACCCGACUCUCUCAGGCUGGCCGUCCUCGCCCCAAGUUUGUGUCCUUCGGUCGCGACCCUGAGUCAGGAGGUCCGCCAAACCGCGAGUUCAUCAACGAGUCUUCGCCUCUCAUAAACCCCGCCGACCGCGCCCGUGAGACCGAUCGCCUGCUCAAGGAACCUAUCACACCGAACUUCGGCCAGGAAGAUGACGACUAUUUCCCAGAGUUCGAGGAGACGAAGAGCAGUUUCUUCCUCUUCCUUCUGACCCUCGGUGGUCUUGGCCUUCAGAUCGGCUGGUCUGUCGAGACAUCCAAUGGCUCGCCUUAUCUGUUGUCCCUUGGUCUCAGCAAGUCUAUGCUUGCUCUCGUCUGGAUCGCCGGUCCUCUCUCAGGUGUCCUUGUGCAACCCUACGUUGGACUCAAGAGCGACAAUUGCAGGAUCACUUGGGGCAAGAGGCGCCCUUUCAUUCUCGGAGGUGCGAUUGCGACCAUGGCUUCCCUUAUGCUUCUUGGCUGGGCGCGUGAGAUCGUUGCUGGUAUUGGCAAACUCUUCGGCGCCCAUGCCGAGAACUACUGGGUCGCCAACAGCACUAUGGUGUUUGCCGUUUUGUUGGUGUACGUUCUUGACUUCGCUAUCAACGUCAUCCAAGCUGCUAUCCGCGCAUACAUUGUAGAUGUCGCCCCCACUCACCAGCAAGAAUCAGCCAACGCGUGGCUUAUGCGGUCCGCUGGCGUUGGAAACAUUGCUGGCUACCUUGCUGGGUUUAUCAACCUCCCUCUCUACCUCCCGUGGCUCGGCGACAGUCAGUUCAAGGUGCUCUGCGCCAUUGCUUCGUUCAUCAUGGCCCUCACCGUUGGUAUUAGCUGUACCGCCGGCGAGCGAGACCCUACCCGCGACCCUCCACCGGCGGAGCAGAAGGAAGGCGUUGUUGCUUUCUUCAAGGGGCUCUCCAAGUCUGUCAAGAGGCUUCCUGAUCAGAUCAAGCGUGUUUGCGAGGUUCAGUUCUUUGCCUGGAUUGGAUGGUUCCCCUUCCUCUUCUACAUCACCACUUACGUUGGCGAGAUCUACGCCGAUCCGUUCUUCGAGGCGAACCCACACAUGUCUGAUGCAGAGAUCGAUAAGGUUUGGGAAGAUGCAACCAGAAUCGGCACCCGUGCCCUUUUGGUCUUCGCCUGCACAACCUUCUUGUGCUCAGUCAUCUUCCCCUUCAUCAUCCCGCCCAGCUUCCAGGCACCUGAGCCGGAGCCGCAGCCUCCUACACCUGGUACACCCAUGAGGCCCACCACUCCCUUGACUCCUGCAACUCCUCACUCUAUGGGUGGAUCUGGUUACUUUGCGCUGAGGCCUAAGCGUACAGGACCCCCUAAGACGAAGAUGGAGAAGUUCUCUGCGGCGCUCGACAAGCUGCAGAUCAAGUCCCUAACCCUGCGUCGCUCCUGGUUCAUCUCGCACAUCCUCUUCGCCGUCCUCAUGGGUUUGACGUUCGUAAUCAAAUCCACUCUAGGCGCGACUAUUCUCGUUGGCGCCAUCGGUGUUCCCUGGUGUCUGACUGGUUGGGCACCUUUCUCAAUCAUCGCCUCUGAGAUCUCGAAGCGCGACGCCAUUCGCCGAGGCGUCAUCAAGCCCACUACCGAUGACGAGCAGGCUGUCGCUGAGGGCGCAGACGCUGGAGAUUCGGACUCCGCCGGAGUGGUUCUUGGUAUCCACAAUGUCGCGAUCGCUGCCCCUCAGGUCAUUGCCACGCUCGUUAGCUCUAUCAUCUUCAGGGUCCUUCAGAAGCCUCGUGGUGUGGCCGGUGACGACAGUGUAGCUUGGGUCUUGCGAUUUGGUGGUCUUUGUGCAAUCAUCGCUGCUUGGCUUACUCUCCGAGUUCACGAGGAGAAGAACCUGGAUGAUAUCGAGGAGGAGCAGAGGCCGACCAGGAGGAGGCGUCUGUCAGAGUUGUCCAACAUGACAUCGGUCUUGGAUGGACAUUCUGGACGAUAAUCUGGUCCAGGAGGGCAACGCACUGUUUACCUACUGUAUCAUUGCGCUCAGUACAUGGUAGGGUUUCUGCGCGACCGUCUGACCUGGGUCGGCCUACUAAAAGAGCUUGAAUCCUAUGCAUUACGGCGAGCGAUGGCGUUGGCUGCAUCUUUGUUAAUGGAGUUAUGGGCAUGCAUAUUACACGAAUUGCUUAUCGACUCUCUUUGAUGAACCGGUUAAUGAUAAAAUGUUAGAGUAGAGCUCAUACGCCAAUCUACACGUCUACCCGGUCGAAUUUGCCAUUGCUAAUGUGACAGACUAUCACUAGUCCAUGUUAUUCCAAAUGCCUCAAAACGCACCGGCAG